CCCGCCCGCACGCCACGCAGCCGCCGCCCGCCGGCCACCGGAUUCGCCCUCUCUCCCUCUCCCUCUCCCUCUCUCGGGUGGUUGGAUCCGUCGUCCGCGGUUCGUUGUUCUCCCUUGUGUUCCCCUCCUCUCCUCCGGGCUCGCUCCUUGCCUCAUUUGGUCUGUGGCCGCGAUCUGAGUUGCGUAGGGAGGACAGUGGUUCUGAGGAAAAAGAGUCGAUCUUUGGCAGGGGCUGGAUUCAGCCGGGCGUCGGCGGCUGUUCUUGGCGCCGUCGAUCCGCGGCUCGGAGUUCGCCAGAGGGAAACGCCGCGUUCUUUGCCGGAUUUGACCCGGGGAAUUCGCUGCUUUUUUAAUAGUCCCAGCACCGGCCUGGACUAGAUUUGGUCAGAGGCGACUCUGACGCGAGGGGAAUUCUUGCCGUUUCUUGAUCUCAACCGAGUCUCCAGUUGGCUACGGGAACGUGAGGAAGGCGAGGGGGUCCUCUACUCUACUCUAGCCCUCCCUGCUACAACCAAUUCGCUUCAGCCCAAUUUGGUCGAAGUCCAAGAGAGUUCAGUUCUUGGAGUGGCCGUCGUGCCAAAGAGGGCAGGCAGCUGGAAUUGCAGUUGUGCUGUCUCACCGCAUUUGGAUCAAAAAGUUUUGGGGGCCUUCUGAGAGAGGAGGAGCGGGAUGGGGGUGAUGUCGCGGCGGGUUCUGCCCGCGUGCAGCAGCCUCUGCUACUUCUGCCCCUCGCUGCGGGCGAGGUCACGGCAGCCCGUCAAGCGCUACAAGAAGAUCAUCUCGGAGAUCUACCAGCUGCCGGCGGAUGGAGAACCGAAUGACAGAAGGAUCGGGAAACUCUGCGAUUAUGUCUCGAGAAAUCCAACCCGCAUACCAAAGAUCACAGAGUAUCUUGAGCAGAGAUGCUAUAAAGAACUGAGACAUGAUAAUUUCACCCUGGCCAAAGUUGUUCCAUGCAUAUAUAGGAAACUUCUGCGUUCAUGCAAGGAGCAUACACCAUUGCUGGCCACAAGCACAUUGUGUAUUGUUCGCACUCUUCUAGAUCAGAAAUCAAGUGAUGAUUUGCAGAUCCUGGGUUGUCUAUUGCUUGUUGACUUUCUCGAUGGACAGGUUGACAGCACACAUAUGUUCAGUUUAGAAGGCAUGAUACCAAAACUAUGCAAAAUUGCUCAAGAACUAAGGGAAGAUGACAAAGGGAUCCGCCUUCGAUCUGCUGCGCUCCAAGCUCUUGCUUCAAUGGUCGAAUACAUGGGUGACCACUCGCAUAUCUCAAUGGAACUUGAUGAAGUUGUCUCAGUGAUAAUAAGCUGUUAUGAGGCUAAUCAAACUCUCUCAAUAAAAGAGGUCGUCAGAUUUCAAGAUGAUGAUGAUUUGACAAUGUUGGCAGUAUCUGGGCAAAAUAAUGCCAAAGUGGCAGCUGAUACAAUGUCUGCAUCUGAGAAUCCAGCACACUGGGCAAGGGUUUGCUUGCGUAACAUGGCCAAUAUUGCAAAGGAGGCAACAACAGUGCGGCGUAUUCUUGAUCCUCUGUUUCGCCUUUUCGAUAGCCACAAUUACUGGUCUCCUGAAAAUGGUGUUGCCCUUUCUGUUCUACAAGAAAUGCAAACACUGAUGGACAAAUCAGGGCAAAAUGGCCAUUUGCUGCUAUCUUUUACUAUAAAGCACAUUGAUCAUAAAAGUGUUGCCAAGAUGCCCGCCAAGCAAAUCAGCAUUGUAAAAGUUGCUUCUCAUCUUGCAAAGCAGGCAAAGUCGCAUGCAUCAGUAACAAUAGCGAGUGCAAUUAGCGAUUUAGUAAAACACUUGCGAAAAUGUAUGUACCGUGCUGUUGAAGCAUCAAAUGCUCAAGCUGAUAUUGACAAGUGGAACAGUGAACUUUAUGUGGCCUUGGAGGAGUGUCUGGUGCAAUUGACAGAGAAGGUUGGGGAUGUUGGUCCUAUUCUUGACAUGGUCAGUGUAAUGCUCGAGAAUCUCUCGUACACUGCCAACAUUGCCAGGACAACAGUGUCAUCUGUUUACCGCACAGCACAAAUAGCAGCUUAUGUGUACAAGUCAUCAUACAACCAGAAAGCAUUUCCAGAAGCUUUGUAUCACCAGCUUCUCUUAGCAAUGAUGCACCCAGACAAUAAGACAAGGAUUGGCUCACACCGUGUUUUAUCCACCAUCGUCGCGCCUUCAUUGUUAUGCCCAUGGUCAGCCAUAGGUUUUCCUGUCCCAAUGAAAGUCAAUGGGUCGCAGAGUGUGCUUUUGUUGGCAUUAUCAGCUUUCUCUUCUGAGACCAUAAUGGAUGAACUGCAGUCUAAAAGUGGGAUCAAGGAAUCCUUGCAGGAAAACGAGAAACCAGAAGCUGUGAACUCAAAGUUAAUGAAGUUGAACAAUGGCCAACUUGUUCUUCUUCUUUCAUCUAUUUGGAGUCAAGCAUCCCUGGAAGAUAACUCACCUUCAAAUUUUGAGACAAUGGGCCAUACUUACAAUGUUGCUUUAUUGUGUUCAAAAGCAAAAACCUCCAGUCAUGUGGCACUAGUUCGAUGUUUCCAGUUGGCCUUUUCUCUCAGGAGGUUGUCUCUGAACCAAGACAAUGUUGCACAGCCAUCUCGGAGAAGGUGUUUGUAUACAAUGGCAUCAGCAAUGCUUAUUUUUUCAGCAAAAGUUGCUGAUAUUCCUCAGAUAACCCAUCUUGUCAAAGCCGCAGUGCCAGAGGAAAUGGUUGAUCCUCAUCUUUGCCUGAUUGAUGACUGCAGACUCACUGUUACUUCUGCACAAUCUUCGAAUGGUGAAAUGCUUUACGGUUCUGAGGAAGAUGAAAGUGAUGCACAAGUUUUUCUUUCAGCUGUAAAUAAGGAUGACACACAGUUAAAAGACAUUGUGAUAUCCCACUUCAAGAGAAAAUUUGAAAAUUCACCAGAGAAGUUUGAUGGGAUAGAAGAGCAGCUUCUUCAAGAGUUCUCCCUGGAUGAUUCAUUUCCUCUUGGUGCUCCACUAUUCAUGGAGACGCCACACUCCUGUUCAAUGUACGCUGAAAAGGACGAUCACUGUUUUGAUGAGGAUGUUAUUCCUUGUGAGAUGGAUGAUGACGAUGACAUCGUCUUUGAACAUAGUGGAUCGCAGUCUGACAGGAAAACAUCAGGAUCUAUGGCUUCAUCCGAUGUUCUAAACGUGAAUCAACUGAUGGAAUCUGUUCAUGAGACAGCAAGGCAAGUUGCUAACAUUCCAGUCUCCACCAAUCCUGUGUCAUAUGACCAAAUGAAGAGUCAAUGUGAAUCCCUGGUAAUGGAAAAGCAGCAGAAGAUGUCUGUUCUCAUGAGCUUCAAGCACUCGAGGACUGAUUCGCGUAGCUCAAUUGGGGAAAACGGACCAGAAACAAAUGAGUCAUCUGCUCAAUCUGAACCAGAGUCACAUUUGACAAGAAAGGACUACAUGCGGCGCAACGAUUCAACAUCCAGCGAUGACCGCUCCUUCAGGUUGCCGCCUGCAAGCCCGUACGACAAGUUCUUGAAGGCAGCUGGACGGUAGAUCCGUGCAAUGGUGUGGAACCUGACAAACUGGUUUCCAAAUCUGUAUACAGAACUGUUUGCAAAUUACAUGUCUUUUAAGUUGAUUCUUUCUGCUGUUUUUUUGUUCUCUUUCUGGGUUUUCUAUUCUUUGAGUGUACAAAUUUUCGACAAGGUGUACAAAUUUCUGUUACCGUUGUAGGGUCCCGGAAUAAAUGGAAAGUGUAGUGUCUGAGUGUAUGUACUUUUCCGAGGGCCAGAAAAGAAAAUGACCGCAUUGUUGUCAUAUAUUUAUUGAUGUUUUUUUAAA
This is a messenger RNA of Aegilops tauschii subsp. strangulata, 3798 nucleotides long. Its product is annotated as protein SEMI-ROLLED LEAF 2. The record is from RefSeq and is a predicted model, not a curated record. NCBI's taxonomy places the organism in Eukaryota, Viridiplantae, Streptophyta, Magnoliopsida, Poales, Poaceae.